This is a messenger RNA of Megalobrama amblycephala (Wuchang bream), 1529 nucleotides long. RefSeq names its product coiled-coil domain-containing protein 74A. The record is from RefSeq and is a predicted model, not a curated record. Bases 238 to 1110 code for a protein of 290 amino acids. The transcript is spliced from 8 exons. Lineage: Eukaryota; Metazoa; Chordata; Actinopteri; Cypriniformes; Xenocyprididae.
UCUCUCACCGGCAUUUCAGCUGAAACGACGUAAAUGACCUUAAUUUGGAUAUAUACUCGUUUAAAGUUGGUUAAUUAUUGAUAGAAGAUGGUUUAUUUCGAUCAUAUGAUUAGGAAAUGAUGGCUGACGGAAUAUCGCUUAUGGAAAUGAGGUGCAUUUAGCUCCAUAUUAUUUUUUAUGAACAGAGGACAUGAGGCCAACAUCCAUUAAUUAUUAAUAUAAUAUUCCAGUAGCACCAUGUCUACCAGUAAUCUGCCACCCCUACGAAACCUGCCCAGCUGGUCCAGGGUUCGAGAUCUGGACAGGGUGAGAUACCCCCGACUUCUGUCUAGUGACUAUAUGGUCAGAUCUCCACCUGUGGACAUCAGGAGCCCCAAAGCAGCUGCUCAGGUUCAGCCCAGGACAGACACACGCAUCGCCUCUCUGGAGAAAGAUAUUCUGUUCCUCCAACAACAGCAUAAAGACACACUGGAGAGACUGCAUGCAGAAAUGGAAGAUCUGAAGCGUGUUAAUAAAGAAUUGCAGUAUCAGAUGGUUAUGGAACAUGAAAAUUCUCCAAAAGAGUCCAUAUGGUCCGACAGUCAUUCCUCAAAAUCCUGCAGCGACGGUUCAGCCGGGAAGAACUCCCAGUGUGGAUUCCUUAGUUCAGAGGAGGCGUCCGGGGCAGGAGGAGGAGGAGGAGGCGCAGUCACAUCGCUGCUGCCGCUCAGGAUUACCAGCAGUCCCUCCCAGCAUCCCCGAACCCCCACGCUGAAGGAGUGUGAGGUCAUCAUCCGGCAGCUCUAUCACGCCAACACCUCACAGUAUCAGGAGCUGCUGCGGAUCAAGACGCUCCUCAGAGACAUCGCCUCUAAAAGCAAAUCGUCUGCUGAAGUUUUCUCUCUCGCAACGGCCUGCCUCUGCGACAACAGCAGGGGUGAAGUUUUCGAGCAUUUACCAAAACUACCUCUCAAACCACUGCCAAAGAAACAGUACUCGAGUCAAGCCGGUAGAGGAGAAACUGUGAUUCUGCCAGCCAUCAAACGCAAUUCAAGCAGCACCAUGUCAGAGCGGCAGAGGAGAGCGCAAGACGUGCACAGAAUGCGUCUCAGAAGAACUGUGAACUCUUGACACUGCUGCUAAUGAAGUGGAACGUGACCUUUACACACUUCUUUCUUUGUGCCAUCAUGUUGGGUCUUUUUUCACUCAUGAAAAUGCUCAAACAUAUAUAGUAUCGUGGUCUGUUUUUUAUGUCACUCUCUCUAGAGGGAAGGUCAAAAAAAUAAGUAUUUUCCCUCACAACAUACAGGAACGAGUGAGCGGCCGCUGAUCAUGUUUGAGUCCCUAAUGAACUAAAUAAGAAUCUUUCCAGAGAAGCAGCCAAAUGUCAAAGAUGAGUCGAGAGCUAAGCUGCCCGUCCUUCCACAGGAAGAUCCGUAAACUCAGAGAGAAACUUUAAAUCAAAUCUCUUCUAAUAACUUUUACCUUGAUUUGAAGUGUGACAUUUCCUUGAUAACAUGUCUCUUUAAAUAAAUGCACCAGCAACAUUU